AAGGAGCGGGAGGAGCAAAAAGGUGGCAUGGGGGGGGGGGAGGAAAGGGCUCCCCACAGCUCCUCCCUUUCCCAUUGAUUCUGAUCUCAUCCAGGUACUGUAGCUGCUGCUACGCUAUUCCUUCCCCAGCAUCUACGUUUGCCACUCUCCAGGUGGGGGCUGGAGAUCUGCCAGAAUUACAAUUGAUCUCCAGAUAACAGAUCAGUUCCUUCCCCUGGAGAAAGAGGCUGCUUUGGAAGGUGGACUCUAUGAAAUUGUACCUGGCUGACAUCCCGCCCAUCCCCACGCCAUGCCCUCCCCAGGUUCUAUCCCCACCCCCUCCGAAUCUCCAGGAAUUUCCUAACCGGGGGUUGACAAUCCUAAACAGGCGGCAGAGAACGUCGAGCACCCAUCAGUGUUCAGAGCCAGUGACCUCCACAAGCUUUGAAUCUCUUUUCCUCCCCACAUGUGGAGUGUGUGUGAGAUCCACUUGUCUUCCAAAUGGAUUGACUCACUUACUUGAGCCACCAGUUUUGAAAGAUAAACCAGUAAUAACUUUAAGGAUUCUAACUGCUACAAGAUUCCUACAAGAUUUAUUUGAAUGGAAGACUAGGGUAAGAGGGUCCUGUCUUAAAUUUGCAUACCAUUCAGUUAUGUCCAAUACUAACAAAAAUGUGUAUAACAUUUUAGGAGGGGGCGCCUUACACUCUUACAGUAUGAGCAAAGUUAUGGAAACAAAAACAACAACAAAACCUGAUUAGAAAAGGUAGAAGAUAUUUAUAACAUAAUAUGAUUAAAUUACAAAGAUUUCAAAAUGCAAAAGGGGGGAUUCAAAUGGAGAGUAGUUCAUUGUAUGGAUGUAUGUAUACUUGCUGGAUAGAAAUGUCAUAUGGAUUUGGGUAGCAAAGAAGAAAAUGGUGGUUCUUUUGUAAUGGAAGAAGUGCGUAGCAAUUUUUUGUCUUUUCUCCCUUAACCAAAAUUUUGUAUGAAUCAGAAUAUUUUGUAAAUGUGUAAGCAUUAUACAUUUCACAUAAGUUUAUUAGACUUGUAAAAUCACACAUCUAAAAAAAGCAAUAGAAUGCAAAAAAAAUUGUUCUGCAAUGUUCAAAUUAUUAGAAAAUGGCUGGGUUUUUAAAAGGCAGCUGUCAAACCUGAGGGUCCUCGUGCUCCUCUUGAAAGUGGCUAACUAAGACACAUGUUUAUUUACUGCUGCCUGAGAUUCACUCGGCUGCCAUUCCGCAUUUGCUGCUUUUAAAUGUAUCUUAAUGCCUGUCCUCUCCCAUCACCAUCCUUUGACCAAGGAUCAGCAUGGUUGUUUAGAUCAAAUGCCCUAGAGUUUUGAGUCACGAAACUCAUAUCUUUGUGAGGUCAUCCAAGCAUGAAAAUGGAGGAACAAGAGCAUCUGAGGCCCAUCUUCAGGAAGCGGUCGGAAAAAUCCCCUGAUGUCCUCCAGGCUGGAUAUGUUAAAGACUUCCUGCAAAGGAGACUAAGAGAACAAAUUAAACAAGAACCAGGUGAAGGUUCCCUUCAGCUGUGGGAAGUCCAGUGGCAAGAGUUCCUCAGGACAGUGGACUCUCCUUGUUCCCAAUGGACAGUCCCACACUUGCCAGAGAAACCUUCACCCUGGGAAGAUGCCAAGGCCUUUCUGGCCUCCUUUGAACAAGUGGCUGAAGCCUGCCAGUGGCCCAAGGAAGAAUGGGUGUCCCGACUCCUCCCUGCCUUCAGUGGAGAAGCUGAGCAGGCCUUUAUCAGUGUGAGAGACAGAGACAGAGAGGAUUAUGGGAAAGUAAAGGCUGCCAUCUUGAGAGGGGAUGCCAUCAGCAGGGAGAAUAUUCGCCAACAUUUUAGGCACUUCUGCUAUCAGGAGUCAGAUGGGCCAAGAGGGACAUACAGCCAGCUUCAGGAACUUUGUCGUCAGUGGCUGAGAGUAGAGAAUCACAGCAAGGAGCAGAUCCUGGAACUGUUGAUCCUGGAGCAGUUGCUGAACAUCCUGCCCCCUGAGAUCCAGAGCUGGGUGAAGGCGAGCAACCCCGAGAGCUGCUCCCAGGCGGUGGCCCUGGCUGAGGAGUUCCUCUUCAGGCAGAAACAGCAGAUGCUCUCAGAAGAGGUAUCUAGGAGUGUCUCUGAGGCCAGCCAGCCGUCUGAGAAUGAGCAGAGGCAAUUCUGCAUGGAAACCGAGCAUGAAGAUGGUGUGGAUAGAAGCCUGCUGGAAGGAAGGAGUGAGGAAGACUCUAAAGGGCAGAGUUUUCCUCAGGAAGGCAUUGCAUCCCAAGAAGGACUUGAAAGCUCACGAGCAAAUAUUUCUUUCCCAACUGAGUUUGCUGAGGCCAAAGCCUGGAUUUCCAGAAGUGAGGGAGAGACAUAUAUGCUAGAUGGCUCGGAACUGGUGGGACCAUGUGGGACUCUGACAUGGACGGUGAAGCAGGGCUCAUUUCAAGAAAUCUACCCUGUGGAGGAAGCAGAAGAAGGAUCCAACACCCCCAGGGACACCUCAUCUCAGCCAGGAAUUGAUGCUUUGAAGAACCAAAACAUCUCCAGUGCUUUUGGGAAGAGCUGUAGCCGGAACCCCAGCUUUGUGAAAGCCCCUCAUCCAGGAAGGAAAGUACAUAAAUGCCUGGUCUGUGGGAAGUGCUUUUUUUCCCGAUCGAAUCUUAUCGUCCACCAGAGGACCCACACAGGAGUAAAACCCUAUAAGUGUCUGGAGUGUGGGAAAAGCUUCAAUCGUAGCACCAAUCUUACCACGCAUCAGAGAAUCCACACGGGAGAGAAACCAUACGCAUGCUUGGAGUGUGGAAAGAGUUUCAGUCGGAGCCACCAUCUUACCUCGCAUCAGAGAACCCACACGGGAGAGAGACCUUAUAGAUGCUCAGACUGCAGCAAAACAUUCUGUGACCAGUCAAGCUUCAUUAAGCACAAGAGAAUCCACACUGGAGAAAAACCCUAUAAAUGCCUGAAGUGUGGAAAGAGCUUUGGACAGAAUACAACCCUUGUUAAACAUCAAAGAAUACACACUGGGGCAGAAUUUCCAAUAUGAACCUUUUCCCUGUUGACAGCUAGAUUUUUGAAAUUCAGGAAUUAGUUUAAAAAGUAGGAUUCUUUCAGUGCUUGCCCCAUUCAUGUGGAACCCCUUCCCAACGGUCCUGUGCUCCCUUGGGGACUCUGGUUGCAUGUUGUAAUUUGGAUGCUUGGAAUAAUACUAUGUAUCUGUAUUAUUUUAACCCAGUUCUGGGAUUCUUCUGUGUUGAAAAGCAGUUUCAGAAGAACUGUAUGGAAAACCAUGAACAAAACUUUAUAUGGGCUCAGCCCUGGAAAAAGCAUGCAGAAGAACUUAAAAAUGAAUUAUAUAUAUAGUGCUCAGAUUAGAACAAGUGCUCAGAUUAGAACAAGUGCUCAGAUUAGAACAAAAGCUUUUUGGAGGAUCACACUUGAAAACCCAUCAGGGAAACACAAGUGAUGGUGUUGGAUUCUCAAAUCAGCGACAAAGGAAUUUGCUUGGGUCUCUUUCUCCCUAGAUGCCGUCUUUAUUUGAUAAUAAAGUAUUUUCUGAUUACA
Molecule: messenger RNA, 3531 nt
Organism: Sphaerodactylus townsendi
Lineage: Eukaryota; Metazoa; Chordata; Lepidosauria; Squamata; Sphaerodactylidae
Product: zinc finger and SCAN domain-containing protein 31-like
Exons: 4
Coding region: 1358-3013 (551 amino acids)
Biological process (GO): regulation of transcription by RNA polymerase II
Molecular function (GO): RNA polymerase II cis-regulatory region sequence-specific DNA binding; DNA-binding transcription factor activity, RNA polymerase II-specific
Source: RefSeq, a predicted model, not a curated record